GACAAAACGAAAGAGGGUCUCUCUGUUCGGAUCUGGGAAAAGUGUUGUUCGGAUCCAUGAAUUAAGCUGAGAGUGGUUAUCUAAGUGAUACUAUACAUGGGGAUUUUAGAAAAACACUUCAGUAUGUCAAGAAGACAUGGUAGCCGUCGUUUUAAAGGACACAUCGGAGAUGCUAACUACACAAAACUGCAAAGAAGUGUCAAGAACAUUAAAAAAAACCUUUCUGUAGACCAUAUUCUGGACGAUUUAAUCAGUAAUGAAGUCUUGUCUAUAGAGGAUGGUAUUGAUAUCCAAGAGAGAGGAACAAAUCAUUCAAUGGCGGAUGUGCUGAUACGGAAACUGAUACACGUUGGUGAGGAGGGCUUCCACAUCUUUCUUGAAGUUCUUCGAGAAAAUGGUUACGGACAUUUGAUUGAGUUUGAGUCCCCUGGAACCACACAGAGAUCCCCUACAGAGUCGUCAGAUCCUAUCACAACGCAUCGCACUUUUCACCCCUCACACAGUCUAGAACACAGCCAUUCUCAUCAUGUCCAGUUUUCCGAGCCAGUACAACAACAGUUUAACACCCCUACACAACUAUCAGUAUUGCCAACACAGAAACCGCAGGGCCACUCAAUUCUUGUCAAGCCCUCCGACUUACCGCUAGAAAAGCGACAUGACCUCCCUUUGGCCACCACUAUGAAUGAGGCUGACACUCCAUCCUCUGGGAAGGAUGAGGAUGGUAAACAAGACGAAGAUGGAUAUGAUGAGGUCGAAGAGGUGCAUUGUUAUGUUGAUUUUGGACCUAAGACAGAGAACGUAAUCCUAUCUGAUCCCAUACCAUACAGAGGAAAUCCAGCAUUAUUUGAUAGCUGGUACCCGGUGAAAAACAUGGAUCGGCGGCUCCGAGACUACCCCGGAUGUCACCCAGACGUCGAUGAAAGAAAUAUAAAACGAAUCAUUAGAGAAAACAAAGCGAGAGAUGGUGAUUACGUCAUUUGGUACAGCCAAAAACGGGAGCUUCUGAUAGUCACCAUCAUAUACAAAUCUUCACCAAAAGGGAGAUACCACUACAAGGUCAAGAGGCGGCGAUCGGGGAAUGAGGUCAAAUACCGCUUCAGUUCUCAGAAGCAGACGUCAUCUGUCAUAGAACUCCUGGAGUAUGUAAAAGCAGAGGGCCUCCCUCCCCCCGUACAGAAAAGCCACUCCAACAAAGAAAUCAGCUCUAAAUAAGAGUAACUAAUUAAUGGAAAACGAGCAGUCAUGGAAUAAUCUUUGCA
Molecule: messenger RNA, 1259 nt
Organism: Saccostrea cuccullata (small rock oyster)
Lineage: Eukaryota; Metazoa; Mollusca; Bivalvia; Ostreida; Ostreidae
Exons: 5
Coding region: 97-1212 (371 amino acids)
Biological process (GO): regulation of apoptotic process
Source: RefSeq, a predicted model, not a curated record